GUCAAAAAUUAGUUCAAUGUUUUGAUUUGAUUGUCCAUGUGCGAAUUAUGGGUUUUUAAGAAUUUAAUUAAAAUUCAACACAAUGGUUGAAACACCUAGCCCUUUUACUUGCAAUAUAAAAGAUUUUAUAAUUGAUGAAAUAGCUUUAGAAGGACUAGAAGGCAUUGGACUCGACUUAUUAUGGAGAAGACUAGAACAGCGUAUUUCCUACCCUUUCUUGGAGAAAAUGCAGCAAAGAUGGUGGAAUUUUAUCGUAAAUUGUGAACGCAUUUCAAUUUUUGAAUUGCCCGUACCAAUGCAGCAUAUCGAUAUUGUAGACCGGCUUUCAAUAGUGCAUCAACAAACUGGUUACCUCUUGGACCCUGACUUUUACCUUGAUGGUGAGUUUGAGUACAAUCCAGCUGAAGAUGACUAUGGAUCAUGUACACAAUACGCUACACGGAAAUUGUUGUCCAACGAAAUCAGAGAGUUACCAUACAAGACCAUUAUGUCUCAAUAUGGUGACAAAUUGGUCCUGGUUGCCUCAUUGGAGGAGAGAUGGAAGGCUUUAGCGCCUAACUUACCCAUGACAUACAUCAAUUUACUGCCUAAAAUAAACUAUUGUUUAUUGGAACUUAUUGGCAGGUCCAGAGAAAAUGGCCAAAUGACAACUGGAAAAUCAAACUUGACGAAAAUAGUAAAAGACUCAAAAAUACUGUUCUAUUACCGCAAGACGUUACAAGAUUUGGACUUGGUCAGGGUGACUUAUAUCACACAAGUGACCGGAGGCAGAGCCGUAAAAGGCCUGUUACUUCGAUUGAGACGAUUCCACAAAGCAAUUGUGCUAACAGUAGCCAAAACUGGGCUGAUACGGGAUCUUGUGGAUUAUUUAAAGGACCGUCCCAAUUAUUGUGAACCAGCUGAAAAUGUUAUCAAGAAGGGUCUAAUGACACCACUGCAAAGUAAAAGAUUUCAGAAAAAAGUCAAUAUAUUUCAAUUUGCAGAUAAACUUGUCACAAUAGGUGAAUCAACAAAUCCUAAAGUGAAACCCAAGCUACACCGAAGGCGAUACAUGUGCUUGGUCUCAAAAAGUGAUGAGUCAUCCGAAUCUGAAGAGGAGGAAGUUAUACCAAAGAAAUGCCAAUACAAAGUUGGUGUCAAUCUAAUGAGGCAGGCAUACGAAAGAUUUCUAGAUGCCGGAAAGCAUGGGUUGACACAAAAUGACUUGGCCGAAAUUUUGGGGGUAGAGUUUUAUGUGAGCAGAUCUCUUUGCAGAGUUUUCAGGAAGAAAAAUAUCGUCAGGGAAUUUAUUGAAUACAAAGGCAAGCAAAGAUUGGGGAGAUAUAUUGCUAUCGCUGCCACUUCGAAAAUGGACAAUACAUUAGCAGAAGAGCAAGAGAAGUUAAAGAAAUAUCUUGAAGAAGGAAAAAAUACAACAACCAAACGAAGCGACAGUUCAGACUCGGAACCUCUUGUACAUAAAAAGAAGAGGAAACUCGAAAAUAACGACGCUGAACAAACUGAUGAUAUUACAGAAAAUAUCAUAGAAAUAAAGGAAAUAGUCGACUCUAGCAAUAGAAAACACCAACCCCAUACAAAACAAUCCCUUCGGCACAUUAGAUUUGCCAGCGGAAUACUAAAAGUUCUUAACGAAAGAACAUUCGUCAUGGGGUACCAGACACUAAGUAAUCAUGUUUCCAAAGAAAUCAACGAACCUCCUAUGGACACUAAAGCAAUGAAAAUGUUUCUUCAAAAUAUGAUGAAUAAAGGACACAUUAAAGUAUUCAAAAUGAAAUUACCACGAAUUCAAAAUCAAUACUCAAUUCUAUUAUGUGCACCACAUGUGCAAAAGACCGACCCCAUAAUAAGAGCUAAAUACAAAGAAAUUUUGUCAAGAGCCAGUUUUAACAGAGAUUUGGCCGAGAAAAAGAUGACUGGUGAUAGACCAAUAUCACAAUAUGCAUUCCCGCGGUUUGUAAAAGUACAAAAAUUGCAUGAAUCUCUUAUGACGAUAGUGUAUUUCAAUGACAUCAAGUCUGAAGACUCAAAUUUGCCUCAAGGUUUCUUCAGCAUGGAAAGUCUUUUACCAGAACUAACGGUUGGUGUGGCCUUAGGCCAUAUAUCCAGUGAGGGAGUUAUCGACAUAGCCAAGCUAACUAUUGACAACAGUAUGUACUCAUUAAAAAUAAGUGAGGCACCAAAAGAUGUACAAAGAAGCUUAAUGAACUCUAGCAACUUGAAUAGUUCACUACGCUGCAGUCUAAGAAUACUAGGAACAUUUGGACUGGUCCAGUUUGUGGCAGACUCAUUUGAAGCUACUCGAAUCCCAGACAAUAACAUGACGGUCAAUGUUUUCUAUCUAAACAAAUUCGCCAAAAUCAUUGACACUUCAGGAGUUUGGCCUAGAAAAAAUGAUCCAUAUGAAGCCAUGGAAAAAGAGUACCACUUUGAUAGUUUUGAAGUUGUUCAAGACUUUUGGACCUCUGUUUAUAACAUUAGCCUCAACACGACAAUAGAGCUACAAGACAGAAAAAAAGCCAUAAUAAUCAAGACACCUACUCGCAGUAAAGAACAAGUAGAACAAUUUGAUAAUGGAGAGCGGCACGGUGACGGUCUCGGGCCUUGUGGAUACGACUCAAGUUAUUACAUGGACUUGCAGAGACUUUGGAAAGCCUACUGCAUCAGAUCUACAACAAUGAAAAUCAAAAAAAUGAAACGAGUACACAUCCCGAAAUUAGAAAGGACUAAGAAACCCAGACUAGUAAAGAAAAAGACCAAAAAAGUUCAAGUGAAAAAAUCAAAACCACAAGUGAAUAUUGAAAAUGUAAAACCUAUCAAUAUCAGACGAGAUAAAAAGAGAAUAACUGAAGUAACAACGUGGACAUUUGAAGAGGAUAGAUUUUUGAUGAUGUGCAAAGCAGCAUUGGUCAUACUGAGCCCUGUUUCGCAACCUGGAUCUCUCCAAGUUAGGAAUCUCGCCGCAAAAGAUAUUUUAACAAUCAACGACCCAAAAAAGACACUAAAAACGUGUCACAAAAGAUCAGCGGUUAUUGAUUCAAAUUCGACUUUAACACAUGAGAAAAACUGGGUAUUGAAUGAAAUAAGAAAACAUAAUAAACUGUUGGUCAGGUAUGAAGGGCUGUUGAAAAAACUUAGAACCAUGUACCCGACAAAUAUGGCUAAAUAUAUAAGCGAAGCACGCGUGCCAAUGAUGGAACUGGUUUGGAUUAUUUACCAUUUGUUGAAAAACAUGUCACAGAUUCAAGACAUUCCAUGCAUUGCGAUGAGCUUUGAAGAGUUCAACCGAAACUUUAAUAUAAUUCCUGCUUCUGCUAACAAACGUCAAAAUCUCUACAGGACUCCUCAUGACGAAAUUGUCCUUUCUACAUUGAAAGAAGCGAUGAUGUUGACCGUGAUGUUAUCCUUCGACAGUGGGUUGACUAAGGAGGAUGCUGCAACAAUUUAUGCUUAUUUCGGGAAAUUUACGGAACUCUUCUUGCGAACAGCAAUUGAGCCGUUGAGAAAGUGUGGUGCGAUCGCCGCCAAAGAGAAAAUAUUGAACAAUCAGAUGCACAUCGUGGAAUUAAACGAUAUAACGCAGUGCUCAUAUAGAAUAUCAGUUAACUAUCAACGUAAGUGGGCAAGCAGGCUAAGCUCAGGUUUUGCCAGUUCUUUGGUUGAUUGUCUAAAUCAAAACGACAGUGAGGACCCAAUAAAACCAGGAUCUUAUACUAACUGUUUUUGCUUCGAAUUAAAUUCUAUAGGGGCUAUAGAAUUGGUUGCUAUUACCGUACCAGUGAUCACUGGACCAUCCGGGUCUAUAAUGCAGGAUGAGCAACUAAAUGUCAUUGAUAUCGAAACAAAUUUCAAACUUAAGUCUGGGAAGUUGGGUUGGAAAAAGAAGAGCGAUGCUCCGCUGGGAGAUAAAUACAAGGACAUACAAAUCAAACAUGCAUUGGAAGAUCUUUCCAGGCAAUCCAUCAUUUAUGAAAAAGAUACAUCCAAAAUUUUAGACAAAUUGGAAUCAGAUAUUGUAAUGUAUGUGAAACAAAAAGGUGAAAAAGGUACCACGUUUGAAGGGCUGCAGAAAUCUUUGAACUGCGACAAAAAUACGCUCAUAAAAAAUGUAACAGAAUUGGAAGCUAAAUACAUCAUGAAACGAGUGGGCUUCUACGAAAACAUCNACAACAUCUUGGUCCAUGCAGAUUUUACUGAGAAAUGGACAAUGCAAAUCAAAGAUAGUUCGAUAAUACCCAUACCCUGGUUGACACUUGAAUCGAAAAUAAGAAGCGAUAUAUUCCUCCAAUGGGCUGGAGUGGUAUUGAAUAAGGUGUUUGAAAAUCCUGGCUGUUCCGUAUCAUAUUUAUCAGAAAACUGUGAACUUAUAACCGCUAGAGCAGUUCAAGACAUUUGUGAAGUGUUACAAAAGUGUGCCUGUGUUACCCUAAAUUGUUUGAAGCUGAAAGAACCAAGUCUAUUCUCUGAUGAAGAUGACGUCAUAUCUGAAAUGAGUGAUUAUAACCAAUACGAAUCCCCAAAAAAUAUCGUUGUCGUACCUGUAAAUGAUUGUCUUACUAAAUUUUCAUAUAUAAGAAAAAUGAUGUCAGAUACAUAGUACGGAAAUUGCUGAAA
Molecule: messenger RNA, 4611 nt
Organism: Ostrinia furnacalis (Asian corn borer)
Lineage: Eukaryota; Metazoa; Arthropoda; Insecta; Lepidoptera; Crambidae
Exons: 7
Coding region: 83-4594 (1503 amino acids)
Biological process (GO): transcription initiation at RNA polymerase III promoter; 5S class rRNA transcription by RNA polymerase III
Cellular component (GO): transcription factor TFIIIC complex
Molecular function (GO): DNA binding
Source: RefSeq, a predicted model, not a curated record